Messenger RNA from Hippopotamus amphibius kiboko, 1730 nucleotides. It is a transcript of the gene FGG, whose product is annotated as fibrinogen gamma chain. Bases 211 to 1524 code for a protein of 437 amino acids. The transcript has 10 exons. NCBI's taxonomy places the organism in Eukaryota, Metazoa, Chordata, Mammalia, Artiodactyla, Hippopotamidae. Gene Ontology annotation, molecular function: signaling receptor binding. Gene Ontology annotation, biological process: protein polymerization; blood coagulation; platelet activation. The record is from RefSeq and is a predicted model, not a curated record. Gene Ontology annotation, cellular component: fibrinogen complex.
GACUGAACAUUGGUCCAGGGCCAGAAUGAGGAAAAAGAGACAGGAAAGACAUCCUGUCCCCGCCACCCCGCCCCGGGUAAGAAGGCCUCGUGAUCAGCUCUAGCCACUGGCAGUCCUGCCAUCCUCGGAACUUAAAUAAAGGGACAGUUGGAGCCUGAGAGGUCACAGUUCUGACCCUCCAGGCUCGGAGCACCGGGCACCCCCAGCACCAUGAGUUGGUCGUCGCACCCCCGGAGUUUAAUCCUCAGCUUCUACAUUCUUUCAUUGUUCUCUUCAACAUGCCUGGCAUAUGUCGCCACCCGAGAAAACUGCUGCAUCUUAGAUGAAAGAUUUGGUAGUUAUUGCCCAACUACCUGUGGAGUUGCAGAUUUCCUGUCUAAUUACCAAACCAGUGUAGACAAGGAUCUACAGAAUUUGGAAAGCAUUGUUCAUGAGGUUGAGAACAAGACAUCAGAAGCCAGGGAGCUGGUCAAAGCAAUCCAAAUCAGCUACAACCCUGAUGAACCAGAAAAGCCAAGUAGGAUAGAGAGUGCUACCAAGAAUUCCAAGAAAAUGAUGGAAGAAAUUCUGAAAUAUGAAACAUUGAUUGCAACACAUGACUCAACAAUUCGAUUUUUGCAGGAAAUAUAUAAUUCAAAUAAACAAAAAAUCGAUAACCUGAAACAGAAAGUGCUCCAACUUGAAGCAAAGUGUCAGGAACCUUGCCAAGAUACAGUGAAAAUACGAGAUACAACUGGGAAAGAUUGUCAAGACAUUGCCAAUAAGGGGGCCAGAGAGAGUGGGCUUUACUUUAUCAAACCUCUGAAAGCUAAGCAGCAGUUCUUAGUCUACUGUGAAAUUGAUGGGUCUGGAAAUGGAUGGACCGUGUUUCAGAAGAGGCUUGAUGGCACUUUGGAUUUCAAGAAAAACUGGAUUCAAUAUAAAGAAGGGUUUGGACAUCUGUCUCCUACUGGAAACACAGAAUUUUGGCUGGGAAAUGAGAAGAUUCACUUGAUAAGCACACAGUCUACCAUCCCAUACGUAUUAAGAGUGCAGUUGGAGGACUGGAGUGGCAAAACCAGCACUGCAGACUAUGCUACAUUCCGGGUCGCGGGUGAAAAUGACAAAUACCGCAUGACAUAUGCCUACUUCAUUAGUGGAGAUGCUGGAGACGCGUUUGAUGGCUAUGAUUUUGGUGAGGAUCCUAGUGACAAGUUUUUCACAUCCCACAAUGGCAUGCAGUUCAGUACCUGGGACAACGACAACGAUAAGUUUGACGGCAACUGUGCUGAACAGGAUGGAUCUGGUUGGUGGAUGAACAAAUGUCAUGCUGGCCACCUCAAUGGAGUUUAUUACCAAGGUGGCACUUACUCAAAAGCAUCUACUCCUAAUGGUUACGAUAAUGGCAUUAUUUGGGCCACUUGGAAAUCCCGGUGGUAUUCCAUGAAGAAAACCACCAUGAAGUUAAUCCCAUAUAACAGAAUCGCCAUUGGAGAAGGACAGCAGCACCACCUUGGGGGAGCCAAACAGGCUGGAGACGUAUAAAAGACCAUUUCAAAAGUGAUUUACUUUUUAAAGGACUUUACCUGAAAAGAAAAAUAUAAUAUUUUUCCUAUGGGACAAUGGACUUGCAAAGCCUCACUUCAUUUUAAGACUAAAAAGAAUCCAUGCUGAAAACUCCACUAACAGUUUUAUGCUGGUUGUAAUUUAUCUACAUACCCUUUCAAUAAACAUUUUGUUUCCUAAGACUA